Messenger RNA from Cicer arietinum (chickpea), 853 nucleotides. Its product is annotated as membrane protein PM19L. The record is from RefSeq and is a predicted model, not a curated record. NCBI's taxonomy places the organism in Eukaryota, Viridiplantae, Streptophyta, Magnoliopsida, Fabales, Fabaceae.
UAACAAGGGGUGUAAAUUGUAAAUCGGUGCAAGAUAGCAGUUUUCAGCAUUUGUGAAAACAAAAAAUUUAUACUAGUAGCUUUUGAAAAAUGGCAAGUGUGGGAAGAAAUGUACUAGCUCCAUUGCUGUUUCUGAACUUGCUUAUGUAUUUGAUUGUUCUUGGUUUUGCUAGUUGGUGCCUCAAUAGGUUCAUCAAUGGCCAAACAUAUCACCCUAGUUUUGGAGGAAAUGGUGCUACCAUGUUCUUCUUGAUAUUUGCUAUAUUAGCUUCUGUUAUUGGUAUAGUGUCGAAAUUCAUAGGUGGAAAUCACAUCAGGGCAUGGAGAAGUGACAGUUUAGCAUCUGCUGGUGCAACAUCAAGCAUUGCUUGGGCUGUUACUGCUCUAGCAUUUGGGUUUGCUUGCAAGCAGAUACACAUAGGAGGACACAGAGGAUGGAGGCUGAAAAUGGUGGAAGCAUUCAUAAUCAUAUUGACAUUCACACAAUUGUUGUAUCUGUUGUUGAUCCAUGCAGGGCUGUACAAUAGCAGAUAUGGACCAGGUUAUCGUGAUACUGACUAUGGUGUUGGAGGAGGAGCUACUGGUGAUCCUAUGCACAAGGGUGCUCCUGUUGGUGGCACUCGUGUUUGAUUUGAUCUUCUUCAUUACAUCCAUGACUAUACUUGUUACCUAGUUUUUAAUUAAUAAUGUUUUAGUUUCUUAGUUGGGACUGUGUUCCUGUUUUUUCUUUUUUGGUAUGUUUUGGAUGGAGUAAUGCAUUUUGGGUUGUUUGUUGUAUGUAGACUGUUAUCACUUUGUAGCAUUGUAAUGUGUAUACCAAUGGCUGCAAUUGAUUUUAUGUAUUUGCUUAUUAA